CCUACAAUAGGUCAAAGAUGUCAGUUGGCUAUGACGAUGAGGAUGGAUGGACAUAUCGUAUUUCCAGUACUUGAAUGUUUAGAAGAUGUAGCAAUAAAGUCUGCUAUGCUGACCCUGGGUAGCAUCAAUUGAUCACUCACUGCAUUAUUAUACAGUGAUAUUGAUACAGUGAUAUUGUACCUAUGAACCAUCAACCAGUACUUAAAAUUUACCUUGUGGCAGUUUAUUAUAUAAUUGUAUUUAUACAUGCAUGUACAUACAUGUCUGUAAAAGACACAAGCUGGUUACAUCUGUAUCAAAAUAAUAUAGGUAUAAUGGCUCUUGUAUACAUCUCAUUCUUUAUAACCUUCUUGAUUAAUUUAUCUAUAAUCAAAGCAUCAUCUUCGCACAAUGAUCGGUUUGAUACACACCCCAUGCUGUAUUUCAGUCCAAAAGAUAUUUCACAGUUGCAGCAGAAAGCAUCAACAACUCAUUCGCACAUUGCUGCCAUUUUGAAAGAUGCUGUCCACACCAUGCUUGCAUCAAAAGAAAAAUACCUGCCACCAUCUGACUAUGAAAAAUUUGGAAGUAAGUGGAAUGAAAUCUAUGGCAAUAAUAUGCCUCCACUUGCCAUGUAUUGUGUUUUGUACCCAGCUGAUAAAGAAGCAUACAACUUUGCGCUAGACUAUAUGGAUGUAAUGACAUUGUUGCCUAAAUGGCAAGUGAUAUCCACACCAACUGAUGAAGUGCCAGUAGCCCAUUCUUUGACUGGCUAUGUAACAACAUUUGACUUUCUGUAUCCAAGGCUGGAUUAUAAGAGAAGGAAAGCAUAUAUGGAACGCAUCAAAAAAGAAACUGCUGAAUUUUACAGGAUUUCAAAAUUUCGUUCUUGGGGUUUGUUCUAUCUACAGAACCAUGUUGCUACAAAUUAUCUUGCUCUUCUACAUGGUAGUCUUGUGGUAGCUCUUCAUGAUGAAGUUGGUGUUAUGUGGGCAGAACAUGCCAAGAUUAUGAUUGAGAAAUCGAUGACAUUACUGAAUCAUAUUGUAGAUGGAUCCUUAGAUGAAGGAGUUGCUUAUGGUGGCUACACUUCACGGUCUGUAACACAGUAUAUUUACCUUGCAAAAAGACACUUUCAGAUUGAUCAUAGCAAAGAUCCUUGGGUUGAAUCACAUUUUAAUUUCUUCUACAACACAAUUUUACCUGAUUUUCAGAGAACAAUUGGCAUUGCAGACAGUAACAGCAACUGGUUCUAUGGCCCAGAAAGUCAGCUGGUCUUCCUUGAUGCAUUCACCAUGAGAAACGGCCAUGGAAACUGGCUUGCAAAAGAAAUCCGUAAACAUCGAUCAAAAGACCCAAAAUCAAAACUAAUGGCAUCCAAUUCGCAAUGUUGGUGUACACUUCACACAGAGUUUUUAUGGUAUGAUGCAUCAAUUAAACCUCAACCUCCUGAAAACAUUGGCAAGCCGCACCUGCAUGUUUUUAACGAUUGGGGUGUGGCUACAUUCAGUUCCCUUUCUGCCAGUAAAUAUACAAACACGUUUCUUGGAUUCAAAUCGGGAAAAUUGCAUGGGCGAGCAGUUUUUGAUGUAGUUCAACGUGGUAUGUACAAAUCAUGGGUGAAAGGAUGGAGAAGUUUUAACCCAGGGCAUGAGCAUCCAGAUCAAAACAUGUUUGUGUUUGAGCCAAGAGGAACGCCAUUUAUAACGGAUGCUCUCUAUGGACCAAAAUAUUCGUACUUAAAUAAUGUAUUAUCAUUUAGUCCAUCAUCAACAAGUGAGUGUUUUCAGCCUUGGGAAGGACAGCUUGGUGAAUGCUCAAAAUGGUUGCAAUGGAAAAAGGAAUCUAUGGCCACUUAUGGUGGUGAAAUCAUAUCCUCUAGCUUUGAUAAUGACAUGGUACAUUUAAGUGGUGAGGCAGUGAAUUCGUACAGUACUGCCAUGCAGUUAGUAAGUGUUUACCGCAGUCUACUUCUCAUGGAUGAAGAGGUAUUACUGGUUCUUGACCACAUUGAAACCAAAGAAAGUACUCCAUUGAAAGAAGUUGCUGCAUUUUUUCACAAUAUUAAUUUUGAAUUUCAAAAGAGCACUUACUCAAAACUAAAUGGAGCAGUUGUGAAAGUUGAUAAUUUUGAGAUGCAGAUGUUUUGGAUUGAUUCAGAAGGCUUGAGUGUACCAGCAGAGAUUGAACACCAGUCACAUCCAUCUGAAUUCCAAAAACGUCAGACUAAUUUUGUGAAUGUUACAUAUCCAUUGAGGCCAGGAAUCACUCGCAUAGCAUAUGCUCUACUAGGACCAUCCAUUAAAUUACGCAGACUGAGAUUCCUUGAGGAAAACAAGGAAGGAGUGCAUUUAGGUUUAACAACCAGCAAGAAAGAUUACUCGGUUUCUAUAGUAACUUUGUAUGAUGACCCUAUUGUUCGUUACAAAUUUUUGGGAUAUCCUGGAUAUGCUUCAGUUAAAGUCAGGAAUGGAAAGACUGUUCAUUUUGGUGUUAAUACUACACAGUACAAGCCUUUCUUACCAUUGCCGGGCAACCAGUCUUUCUUAUUCAAUAUCUUAAAUCUCUCACUAGUUUUCACUGGCAUAGCUUGUGUAUUUAUGUACUUCGUGAAAGGUCGUCUUCGUCUGAAGUAUAACCGUCGAUUCAAGCUUCUACUAGGUGUUAUUGGAUGUCUGUGGAUGCUGGCAAUAUUCCAGUUCAUCAAAAUUUGCAAAGAUUCAGUAUGUUUUGUCAGUCAUGCGAAGAAGAACCUCUCUCCAGAAGCAGAAAAGAAGCUUGAUCUUUCAUCUAUUUUAAUAAUGUCUCUACCUGGCACAGGAUCUGAGCUAAUUGGCUGGCUUUUUUAUAACAACCACGACUUCGUGUUUUUAAAUGCGCCAUCCAAUGUUGUUCCCAUUCCAAACCCGACUGAUGGAACAGUUGUUGAUCCUCUACUAGAUGCUUGCCAAUGGACAAAGCGUGACAUUAAAUUGACACCCUUCAUGAAGGGAUGGAUGCGCUCAAUCACCCGUAAUCCAAGAAACCAUAUUAUGAGAGAAAAUAUACAGGGCCGAGGACGACGCGCAAUUCAUCAACAUUUGUUAGAAAACAACAUUAACGCAAAAAAUAUAUCUUUUUCUAAAGACAUGUGGAUGAAAAGAAAACUUCUAGUUGAAGCUGGUGAAGACAUUAAUUUUAAAGAAUACACUGAGGAAAAUUUAAUAAAACAUAUACAGGAAUUUCCAAAUGCUAGGUCUGUUAUCCACUUAAAAAGUGGCAGUUGGUCACUCAAAUUACCCUGGAUUCACACUAUUUUAAAAGGACAAGUAAAAAUGAUCUAUAUUAUACGUGAUCCUAGAGCAUGGGUAUCAAACAUCCUUCGUUCUGGUGUGUCUUCAUUAUACAAUCAGUGGAACUUCCCUGAACAGUUAGAACAACUUUUUAAGCUUGCAGAUGAAACUUGCCAACCUGCCAAGCAAUAUGCAUGGGAAUAUGAGAAAGUGCGUAGAGCUUGGACAGACCAAAAAACUACUCCACAUGAGCUGUUGGCCUGGGUAUGGCUAGCUCAUACAGAAGCUACACUCCGACUAAGUGGUGUGAUACCUGCAGAAAACUUCCUUAUGGUUCGAUGGGAAGAUCUUGUCUUGGAUAGUGAGGGCACAGCUAACAAUAUGUACAAGUAUAUAGGCUACCCAAUGCCGCAGAAAGUGCUACAUCAGUUACAGCAAGCAACAAGAAGCAACAUUGUAAAGAACAGGUAUGAGGGCGUAAUACGCAAAGAAAGUGUGGUCACAUGGCAAAGGGAACUUAGUCCAGAAGAGAUACAUGCAAUAGAAGAAAUUUCUUCUUUAAUUGUUACGACGCAUGAUGAACAUCAGAUACUAUGGUGAGAUAUGUUUACAUCUAUCCGGUUUUAAUCGAUAUGCAAGCUACAUGGAAACAGAUGAACUCGUCAUUUUGUCUCUGCAUCCCUGCUGUUACAGACAGUUUUGUUUAGCAUUCUUGUUUGUAUUUUUGAAGAGACCUGGGACUUUCAGAUGAUGGGAAAUUUAUAUUUUCUCUGAAUCAACUUACUAUUGAGAACAGAUUGUUUAAAACCCCAUACCCUUUUUAUGAAAAAAAA
Anneissia japonica is the source of this 4084-nucleotide messenger RNA. RefSeq names its product dermatan-sulfate epimerase-like protein. Lineage: Eukaryota; Metazoa; Echinodermata; Crinoidea; Comatulida; Comatulidae. Gene Ontology annotation, molecular function: chondroitin-glucuronate 5-epimerase activity; sulfotransferase activity. The record is from RefSeq and is a predicted model, not a curated record. The transcript has 4 exons. Bases 183 to 3851 code for a protein of 1222 amino acids.